Messenger RNA from Ictalurus punctatus (channel catfish), 2370 nucleotides. RefSeq names its product transmembrane p24 trafficking protein 8 (gene tmed8). The record is from RefSeq and is a predicted model, not a curated record. NCBI's taxonomy places the organism in Eukaryota, Metazoa, Chordata, Actinopteri, Siluriformes, Ictaluridae. The coding region runs from base 144 to 941 and encodes 265 amino acids. The transcript is spliced from 6 exons. Gene Ontology annotation, cellular component: Golgi membrane.
AAAACGUUUUGCGUCGCUGUUUUUUUAAACCGCCAUCGUUUCCAGCUUCACACUUCUCCUCGCCUGCGUGUUAGUUUUAUCGUCAGUUCUGAUUUAGUUGCUGUCGUGCUCCUGACUUUCACUGAACAUCGGAAUCAAUCGAGAUGGAGAAACCAGAGACCACAUCGGAGCUCCAGUCCAGACUGUCGUCCCUGUCAGUUUCCUCUUUCUCCGGCAUCGAGUCCAAAAACUGUGACUCCAACCCGCUGGACAGACUUCAAAGCACAGAUCUUUCUCAGCCCGUAAUACACCCCGACAACCAGAGCCAAAUGGAUGACAACAGCAAUACCAAAGGAUUACAGCAACCCGUCAAGGAUGAGCCAGCAGCAACAGGAGAAUCUGUAGAAAGCAGCACAGCUGAAAAAUCUUCUGACCCUAGAGAGAUAAAAGCCUUACCACCUUUGCAGCCAGCCAAUACAUGGACCUCUGUGUCUCUGAAAGAGCUGAAGGAUAAGCUGCGUCAAGAGAAGGACAGUGUGGUCACUAUUUACCGUGGAGACAUUAUGACUGUCCAUGUACCUACUAUCCCUGAGGCCAAGCAGGUGUGCUGGGAGUUUGCUACAGAUGGCUACGAUAUCGGGUUUGGGGUUUACUUUGACUGGUCACCUGUUACCACCCGAGCCAUAACGGUGCACAUCAGUGAAUCCAGUGAUGAUGAGGAUGAAGAUGAUGAGCUUGAAGCUGGACCUGUGGUUCCUGGAGACGUGGAGAAAGGGUCUAAAACGGCAGCCAACCCUAAUUUGGGAGAGAUCCUUCCUAUGUACCGUCAGGACAGUCACCUGACUGUUCAUGGGGGUAGUCACAGUUUCCCAGGAGAAGGCACAUACCUCAUAAAGUUCGACAACUCCUACUCCUUAUGGCGGAAUAAGACUCUAUACUACAGAGUGUACUACAGUGCCUGAGGAACCAAGUGCAUACCUGCAGAUGAAUGUUUUGAUAAUAUAUAUUUUUGGUCAACAUAUAUAAAUAUAUGUAUAUAUAUUUACAACAUUGAGAUAUAUACAUAUACCAUUCCCGCUAUAUUCAUACACUGAUUUUUAUUUUGAGGCAAAUUUUAUUGUAUAGAUGCUAACCCAAACUCAGCUACUCAGAUUUGUCCUUAUCUAUAUGAAAGGUUUUUAAACUUGAGUAGAAUCAUAUAGCUUCUAUGUGCAGAUGUGUUGUGUAUUUUUCAAAUGUGUGAAGAAUUUGUGAAGUACCCAUAUACAUGUUUUGUAUUUAUAUUGUCUCGUCACACCACAACACUUAACUGUGGCCUCAGUAAUCAGGUAAUACAAUGGUUCAGGGAAAGAUGCUUAAGCAAAUUAAUGAAUUGUUCAGUACUAUAUGGUGAAUAAAGAUGGAAAUCAUGAAAGCGUGGAUGUGUGAUGUGGCACUGGCCACUACUGACUCAGGUGAUGAUUACUAAAGGAUAUUUAUGUUCUGAUCACAGUCAAAACACAGCCAGUGCCGAUCCUGCGUUGAUUUAUCUGAGAUGUAUUUACAUGUUUUAUUGUUGUAGCCUCCAAGUACAUUUUCUGUACACUAAACUCCAUCUCAUUCAAAUUUUAAUCGGGUUGCUGUGAUUCAAAUGCAAACCCUCAGAGUUACACAUUCAGACUUUCACUAUUUUUUUUUUUUUUUUUUUUUUUUUUUUUUAAACUGCAGAUGCAGCAUCCAUUAACUCAGUCACCAGGGGUACUGGCCACAGUUUGCCUUUUUAUGACUUAAGUGCAAAUGAUUUCCUGUCACAAAAAGCCUAGAUGCAAUAUAACUAAUUCAAUAUUUACAUGGCCCACCAGGUACCUUUUCAGUGGAGGGGGGUGUUGGGGUGGUUUGCCACCUGUUUGCUUUCUGAAUUGGUAGGUGAUAGUAAAGGUUGACAUGCUAUUAAACUAGUAUAGAAACAUUAUAUGUGCUGCUUUCUCUAUGUCUGUUAAAUGAACAAUGAAAAGCUCUGUGUUGACAAUCAUAGUGUUGUAUUUUUUCUGUUUAUUUUUGAACUACUUGUCAAUGAGUACCAAAACAUAUGUGUGGUCUUGGGAGAUAAUUGCUAUAAUGUGGGUAAUUCAGCAGCUCAAGGGCGUGUUCUGUUCAUACACCUGCACUCAGUGUAUUCACAUAUGGUGUUUUUUUUUGUUUGUUUGUUUUUUACUUUUAACAUUCUGUUUAUUUGCAUGUUUCCAAAGGGACCUUUCAAUUGUGCUGCUCAAAUACACAAUACUGAUGGCUGUUGUGCUUUUUUUGUCUACUAUCUUAUUGUUUGUGAUGUAUUAAUAUAUUAUUGGUCUUCUGCUUUUACUCUACUGCUUCUGCUUUUUAUUCAAUAAAUAUUUGUACGUGGUAGGCUCA